This is a messenger RNA of Mesocricetus auratus (golden hamster), 2453 nucleotides long. It is a transcript of the gene Cep19, whose product is annotated as centrosomal protein 19. The coding region runs from base 417 to 908 and encodes 163 amino acids. Gene Ontology annotation, biological process: microtubule anchoring at centrosome; trans-Golgi to periciliary membrane compartment transport. Lineage: Eukaryota; Metazoa; Chordata; Mammalia; Rodentia; Cricetidae. The transcript has 4 exons. The record is from RefSeq and is a predicted model, not a curated record. Gene Ontology annotation, cellular component: ciliary basal body; spindle pole; centrosome.
UGUUGCCUUGGAAACCACCCUAGGCGGGCGCCCGGCAAGCCUCUGGACCAAGUGCAGUACUCGCCGCGCUCAGGCCAGCUUCCCGUCGCUUGCGGUCUGCGUGCGUUGCGGUCUGCGUGCGGGCUGGGCCACCUGCCUCUGAACUCACCCCGUGGUUGCCCCUGCAAGUUAUGGCUGUCGCCUCUUCCUGCAGCGUCAGGCUCCACUUCGCCUCAAAGAUGAUAUAAGUCCUGUGUGCAAUGCGGUUGGAUGGAAACAACCCUCUCGCUGCUGGUCAGAUGUGCACUUCCUGUACUUCUUCAAGGACAUGUGCUAAGGGCAUGAUGAAAUGGACACACUUCUUACCUUCCUAGAGCAAGUAGACUAACAGGGAAGAUAGUUGCUUUCCUCCAGUUUACCCUGAAUUAUAUGUGAAAAUGAAAUACAUUGCCAAGAAAUGCGGAGUUAGGUUCCAGCCCCCAGCUAUCAUCUUAAUUUAUGACAAUGAAACGGAGGGAAAGAGUCGCCAGCGUAUCAUGCCGGUCCGAAACUUCUCGAAGUUCUCAGAUUGCACCAGAGCUGCUGAACAGUUAAAGAAUAACCCACGGCACAAGAGUUACCUAGAACAGGUGUCCCUGAAGCAGCUGGAGAAGCUGUUCAUUUUUUUACGAGGCUACUUGCAGGGGCAGAGCUUGGCAGAAACAAUGGAACAAAUUCAACGGGAAACAACCAUUGACCCCGAGGAAGACCUGAACAAACUAGAUGACAAGGAGCUUGCCAAAAGGAAGAGCAUCAUGGAUGAACUCUUUGAGAAAAAUCAGAAGAGAAAGGAUGACCCCAGUUUUGUGUAUGAUGUCGAAGUUGAGUUCCCUCAGGAUGAACAGCUGUUGUCCUGCAGCUGGGACACCGAGUCAGCUGAUGAGUUCUGAGACCUGCUGCUCCAUGUCUGUCUCCACAAAGAACAAGGACUGGCCCUAGAAAAUCUGUAAACACGAAGUGCAUAUAAAAGCAAGACACUCACGUGUGCCGUGUAAGCCUAUGAGAAACAACAACAAACAGUAUAGAAAUGCCCUUUAAGUGGGCAUUCUAAAAGGAAGGUAGCUCAAAAACUUGUAAAAAGAUAUUUGAAUACUAUUACUCAGGAACAAGAUUAGAAUCAGGUUUUCCGUGAAGGCUGACAUAGCAAGGAAGGCUUUCCCUCAGCAGAAAGGGGCCUGUGCGUGGCCCUGGAAUGCUACAAGUGUUUUUGUAGAAAUCUAGAUGAAGCAAAGGGGGAAGGGGGGUGUAGUAAAGAGACAGGACAUAGAAAAAUUUGAGAAAGUGAAUAAUUACAGUUUGGCAAGAUUGAAAUUAACCUGUGUUCAUUAUGUCUCUGUGUAUUUAACUCUGGGGUAGACAGAACACCUGCAAAAUGCCGCACAGUUAUAAGUGCAUGCAGCAUGACAGACAAAGCAAUUCUGUCCAUCCAUGAUCAGGAAAUGUCUACUAAAGUUACCGUGAAACGCAGAACCGCUUCCUGUGAGAGGCUGGUUUAUAACCGUGGGAAGUUACCCACAAUGAGUAAGCACUAGGCUGCCUGUCCAGACCUGCAUAGUUGAGAUGUACAGUGAUCUCCAUUUAACAAGGCCACCAUAUGCAGAUGUGUUUGUUCUUACUAGAAUAUUAUCUGAUGGAUAGAAAUCAUAUGUUUUCUACAAGAAAACGAUUAGUCAUUGAAUAAAGCUGUAACUGUGAGUGUUAAGUCUUACCAUUUUUCUUUUCCUUCCUUUUUUCUUUCCUUCAAUCUGGUGUUUUGUUUGCCAGGGCUUGGGGUGUUUCUGAUUUGUGUAAGUUAGCAGACAAAGCAGCGUGCUUUAUUAUGGCAUCAAUUUCCUCUGUUCCCCACCCCCUCCCCUGUGUCCCCCUUGUCUUCUAGCUGAUCCCCUUCUUCCUGAGCCAUCUCCUUCUGCUUUCAUGUCCCAUGUGUUCCAUUACCUUCUGCACCCAUUAAAGUUCCUUCCUCCCUUCGAAUGGUGCCCUUUCUAGUCUACACCCCCCCCAACACAUCCAUACCCAUAUAAAAACUUAGAUUUUGGUCAGGUAGUGGUGGUUGUGCAUGUCUUUAGUCCCAGCACUCAGGAGGCAGAGGCAGGUGGAUCUCUGUGACUUCGAGGCCAACCUAGUCUACAGAGUGAGUUUCAGGUCAGCCAGGGCCACACAGAGAAACCUUGUCUGGACAAACAACAAGAAAACCCCUAGAUCUUUGUAUAGGAGAGAAAAUGCAGUGUUUGUCUUUCUGAACUUGAUUUAUUUUAUAUAACAUAAUGAUUUCCCUUUCUCUACAUUUCCUGUUAAUAUCAUGAUUUCAUUUCUUUAAGGCUAAAUAAAAUUGCAUUGUAUGUAUGUAUACAUUUCCUUUACCAACUUCUGUAUUGAUGGAUAUCUAGGCUGUUUCCAUGUCCAACCGUUGUGAAUACAGCCGCUGUAAACAUGAA